AUGGCCAAGCUUGCUUCUGAAUUCGCCAUGAAAGAUCUCGGCCCUCUUAGCUACUUCUUGGGUAUCUCGGUCACCAGGAACAAGAAUAAUAUGUUCUUAUCUCAACAGUCUUAUGCCACUGACAUUAUUAAGCGUGCCAAUAUGCAGAAUUGCAACCCGGUGUCCACCCCAGUCGACACUCAUGCUAAACUAAGCGCCAACUCGGGUGAACCCUUCCAUGAUCCUACCCUAUACAGGAGUCUAGCCGGAGCACUUCAAUACUUGACAUUCACACGACCGGAUAUCACCUAUGCUGUGCAACAGAUAUGUAUGCACAUGCACGCUCCGAGGAUCGACCACUGGAACGCCCUUAAACGAAUUAUCAGAUACCUAAAGGGCACAGUUACAUACGGCCUCACACUUGGACACAGCUCAGCCCCAUCUUUACUUGCUUAUACAGAUGCAGACUGGGCCGGUUGCCCUGAUACACGCAGAUCCACCAGUAGCUACUGCAUUUACUUUGGUGAUAAUCUCAUCUCUUGGUCCUCGAAACGACAAUCAACGGUUUCUAGAUCCAGUGCAGAAGCAGAGUAUCGUGGGGUCGCAAACGUAGUUGCCGAACUUUGUUGGUUACGAAACUUACUUCUUGAGCUUCAUCACCCUCUGACACGUGCCACGCUGGUUUAUUGUGACAAUGUAAGCGCCAUCUAUCUCUCAGGAAACCCGGUUCAGCACCAACGGACGAAGCAUAUUGAACUCGAUAUUCACUUCGUCCGUGAACAGGUACAACGCGGUCAAGUCAGGAUUCUCCAUGUCCCCUCUCGAUAUCAGAUUGCGGACAUCUUCACGAAGGGGCUACCUCGUAAUCUCUUUGAAAACUUCAGAUCCAGUCUCCGCAUCCGAUCUCCUCCCGCUUCGACUGCGGGGGUAUAA
Molecule: messenger RNA, 912 nt
Organism: Helianthus annuus (common sunflower)
Lineage: Eukaryota; Viridiplantae; Streptophyta; Magnoliopsida; Asterales; Asteraceae
Exons: 1
Coding region: 1-912 (303 amino acids)
Source: RefSeq, a predicted model, not a curated record